Magallana angulata is the source of this 5301-nucleotide messenger RNA. Its product is annotated as EF-hand calcium-binding domain-containing protein 6-like. NCBI's taxonomy places the organism in Eukaryota, Metazoa, Mollusca, Bivalvia, Ostreida, Ostreidae. Gene Ontology annotation, molecular function: calcium ion binding. The transcript has 32 exons. The record is from RefSeq and is a predicted model, not a curated record. Bases 161 to 4801 code for a protein of 1546 amino acids.
GAUUCGACUCUUACGCGUUGUAUCACCUAAGCACUUCCUGGCAACGGAAGGAUAAUCGAAAUCAAUCAACAGUAAAUUAUUCACAAAAUAAGCAUGAAGUGAUAUAAUAUUUGUGCUUGGACAACUAUUACGAAACAGCAGAGGAGUGUGAAACAUUAGAAUGGCGACUGCCAGCACACUACUCCCAGACACCCAAGGGGUUCAGUUCACUGCCCGCCCAGCGGUUCUCCGCACCAAGGAAAAUAUCAAGUCACGGAAUGGCCGGUCAUCUUCUCUGAGCUCUGAGGGUGGGAUCCAGCCAGUCAAUGCUAGUCUGUCUAGUAUUGAGGUAGAGGCGAUCCUCAGGGAGAAGGUGAGGGCCAAACACCAGAACAUAAUGCAGGCCUUUAUGACUUAUGAUGUUGAACACAAUCUAGGGGUUACUAAGGGGGAAUUCCGUCGAGUUUUAGAAUCCUUUUGUGUCCCCUUGACCUCAGAGCAGUUUGAAGCAGUAGUGGCCAAGGUGGAGAAGAAUUCGAAUGGAACGGUGAGGUACCCUGACUUUAUGGAGAAGUUCUAUGGGCAGCCGCCCAGCUCUGUAGCAGGCGGUCAAUGGGCAGGCUAUCAAAAGUUUUCGCCUCCUCCUGCAGUAAGGGAGAUAAAUAUUGACAUGAUAGAAAAGAUGUUGAAAGACAAGAUAAGUCAGAAUUUCAAGGCUGUUGUGAAAGCUCUGCAGUUGUUUGAUUACAACAGAGACGGCAAAAUUCAGAGGCAUGAGCUUAGGCGAGUGAUAGAAAACUACUGCUUCAAACUCACAGACGACCAGUUCCAGAAGUUGUGGCUGAGGUAUGACUUCCACCACACAGGGCUGGUCAGCUACAAGGAGUUCCUGUCCAGACUCGGGGUAGCCGCCAACAACCAGAACCGACCGCCUGUCGAUGGAGCCAAGGGAGCCCUGUUGUGGCCCCAGCAGAUCCCUGUCUCAAACAGCAAGAUCUUCAAACAGAGGAAAGAUGACGAGGAAGCUUUACAGAGGCUGAACUUUGAUCAAAUUGAGCUUGAGUUCAGAAACAGAAUGAGGAAGAAUUACCUGAAUCUGAAGAAGAUUUUCCUGACCUUUGAUCGUCACCUGGACGGAUUUAUCAACCUGGAGGACCUCAAGUCCAUCCUGUGUCAGUUCACUGUCCCUAUGUCUGACCAGCUCUUCAGGCAGAUGAUGGAGAGGUGUGGGGUGAAAGGAUCUGGUAAGAUUUCCUGGGAGCAGUUUUUGGACAAAUUCCAGGAUCCUCAGGGUGGGGGAAAUGGACAGACCAUCCCCAUGAGAAACAACCACAAAUUUUUCCCAAUCCGUGAAGGUAUAGAGACGGUGGCAACGGAUGACAUCUGGAAAUUACUGUACAAACACGUACAGAGCCACUACCCCUCCCUAAAGCAGGCCUUCCUACAGAUAGAUGCUACCCGUAAAGGGCGCAUCACUCGUACAGAGCUGAGGAAUGUGAUUGAGAAGUUCGCCUUCCGAUUAGACAACGAACAGUUCAAACAGCUAAUGCUGAAGCUGGACCCGUACCACACCAAUAGUAUCUCCUACCAUGACUUCCUGAAGCUGUUCGAAGAAACAGACACCCCAGAGGGACACAAAUGGCUGAACUCUGUCCACCGUUUCAAUGAAACUCCAAAGCCUGCCAUUAUGGCCUGGGAAACAAUUGAAGAGAUUCUACGAGAGAAGAUCACAGAGUACUGGAAGCCUGUUUCUGCUGCUAUCAUGGCCGCUGAUUCUAAAGGAGAUGGUUACAUCUCCAUCCCCAAAAUGAAGUCCAUCAUUGAUAACUGUGUGCUGCCCGUCUCAGAGGAUCACUUCAAGAGCAUGGUGUCAAGGUGUCAGGACUGCUCCAACAACAUGAUUAACUAUGUGGAGUUCCUGGAGAUGCUGAAUGUGGAUGUGCGGCCUGGGGAUCUGGUGGGACUGAGCUCACAGAUCCAGUCAGGCAGUGAGGAGAGGGAGGCCAUUAGGGUCAAGAACCACAUAGCAAGGGCUACAAGGGUUAACAGAAGAGCUCAGAAUCGAACCAACACAAUGACAGCUGAUGAAGUGAUUACAAGGCUAAAGGACAGGAUGUCCCAGCACAAGGUCCAGAUCAGACAGGCCUUCCUCUCCUUUGACAAGUCAGGCAAGGGUCGAGUCACCAAGAAGAACUUCAGAGAGGUCCUUGGGUCGUUUGGAGUUUUGAUGACUGAUGAUCAGUUCAAGGAGUUGACUGAGCGAGUUGGAUUUAUGAACGGAUACAUGAAUUACUCUGACUUUGUGAUGGCGUUUGAGGAUCCGCGAGCUCAGGGCCCAGGAGACGAGAUCCUGAGGGUGGGCAAUCACCGCGUCAAUCCAAUCAGGGGGGAUGAGUGGGGAAUGACCGCUGAUGAAGUGGAGGCCAAGUUAAGGAGUAAACUUAGAGAAAACUUUGCAAAUCUGCGUGCAGCAUUUUAUAAGUUUGAUGACGACCACAAUGGUCUGAUUAACAAGGCCAACUUCCGCCGUAUUCUGGACUCUUUUAUGUGUAUUAUCUCGGACAAUGAAUUUGAGGAACUGUGUAAGAGAUUAGGAAUAACAAAAUCCACAAAGAUUUCCUACGAAGAGUUCCUCCAGCGGUUUGAAGUCAGAGAUACUGUGGAAGGGCACAAGUGGCUCAACUCCGUUCAUAGGUAUAACUCUACACAUCCCACUCAAGAAAUGACCGCAGAGUCAGCACAUGAAGCAUUAAAACUGAAAUGUCACAGACAAUGGAAGGACCUGGCUCAGGCUUUUACACAAAUCGAUGCAAUUGGAAGUAAAGGAGUCCUGCGGAGGAGAGAGUUACGGGACCUGCUCUUUAAAAUGGUUAUUCCGAUGGGACCAGAGGAAUUCAAAAGACUCUGGACAUUCUAUGAUGAGGAUGGGAAAGGCUACAUCAAUUAUCAGGACUUCCUGGAUAAACUGGGGGCCUCGGAGUUUGCCCCGGCCGAUAUGAUGGGGACCAGUGCCGACAUCAUUGACAACAGUCACAAGACAAUAAUGGUGCACAAUGAGGACCAGCUGGCCAAGCACCAGAGAAUGACCAAGCACCAGGCCAUCAAGGUGGCAUUCAUGAACGCCGAGCAGGUGGAGAGGCAACUCAGGGACAAGAUCCGAGACAACUUCAAGGACACCUAUGAGGCAUUCAUGAAGUACGACACUCAGAAGAAAGGUUCCCUGUCUGUCAAUGAGAUCCAGAAGGUCCUCAGUGACCUCCACUUCUUCAUGGACGAUGAGCAGUUCUUCAAACUCAUGGACAAGAUUGGGCUUGGUACAAAGGGAAGUCGGCUGAACUACGAAGAGUUCCUGAGGGCAUUUGAGGAUGGUCGUAAGGAACACUACCAGCGUCCUUUGCCAGAGGUCAGGAUUGAGGAGUGUGGGGCCCUCAGUCCUCAGGAAGCGGAAACCAAACUCCGGCGGGUGAUAGAGAACCAGGGUGACGUCCUCGGAAAGGCCUUUGCUUCCUUUGACAAGACUCAGUCCAACCUGAUUUCCCUGGCUGAUUUCCGUCGUGUGCUUGACAUCUUUGCCUUUAAGCUGACGGAGCCCCAGUGGCGCCAUCUACAGAGUCGGUUACAGCUGGUCGACAAGUCAGUGAACUAUGUCCUGUUCCUGGAGAACUAUGCCAUGUCGGAUCAGGAGGAUGCAGAGAAGUGGCUGAGUGUCCUACAGAAGCAGAUGAGGGACCAGUCACAGACACUGAUGCCAAUUGAUGAGGUUCAAGAGAGGCUUAGGGAGGCAGUACAUGCCCACUUCUACACACUGGCCAACCUGUUCAAGGAGGUAGACUAUGCUGACAUCGGGGUCGUAUCCAAAGAGGAUUUCAGAGAUGUGAUGGAUAAAAACGUCAUGAGAUUCACAGACGAGCAGUUUGACAAGGUGUGGGCGUCUCUUCCGACCAAUGAUUUUGGUAACCUUGACUACAAGGAGUUCCUGCGUCGUUAUUCCUCCAACAUGGAGAUUCCCCCCACCCAAAGGCCGGCCUCCACAAUCAAUGGCCGACCGGGGACACAGAUGUCUGGGAGACGUCUACAGAGUCGAGCCAUGUCAAGGUCAAUCACACAGAUGGAGUUUGGUCGUCCUGGAUCUCGAUUAUCUCGAGCUCAGUCUCGUAUGAGUACGCCGCUGAUCAAUGCAGAAAGUGCAGAGGCCAGGAUCAAGAACCGGAUAUUCCGCAACUGGAAGGAAAUCCAGAGGAGUUGUCGUAACUGUGAUAGGAAUAAUACCGGAACUAUUCAGGUCCAGGAACUCAAAGAUAUUCUGGUCAGGAAUGGAAUUGACAUGCCUGAUGAGGAGUUUUACGAUUUGAUGACAAAGUAUGAUCUGCGAGAGGAUGGAUCGUUCGCCUACGUGGACUUCCUGCGUCACUUCAUCCUCAAUUUGAAGCCACAGGAUGAUGGGAACUUAAUGUCACGGCGACGCGUUCCACAGGGACGGGUUUCUGUGCCAAUAUUCAGUAAACAGUUGAAGUCGCUGUCGUCUGUGUCGGAGGAUACCCAGGUAUCCGCGGGCCACACCAGCACUCACUUCUAUGACGCCAUGAUCCGACUCCGAGAAUGCGUCGUGCAAAACUGGAAGGAGAUGAGGCGGCUCUUCCGAUCGAUGGACCGUGACAACCAGGGAGCCAUCCCGUCCCUGGACUUCCGAUACGUCCUGCGACAGUUCAGUGUCAAUCUGGAGGAGGACGAGUUUUUCCACCUAUUGUCGUACUACGACAAGAACUUGAACGGAAUGAUUGCCUACAAUGACUUUAUCAAGGCUUACCUCCAGAAUCCCUGAGGGACGGCCAUCUUAGGAACUUAAUCAAUAGAACCACUUUUUCUGCUGAUAAAUCUGCUUUCUUUUCCUGCUUUGUUUUUUACAGCCUGCAGUGGUCUUUCUGACAGUGACGGUGCCGUUUGGCAAUCCUUAGUGCUGAUGUACCCAUGUACUGCCUCUGUACAAUCUAUCUGGUCAGGGAGCUCGCAAUAAAAAUCUGUAUUCCUCCGAUCUGCUCCUUGAUUUUACCUCAGUUCCAGAGAUAGUAAUCAAACACAUUGAUUCUAUACUGUACCUUAGUUAAUUAUAACUGUGUGUACUGGACAUCUUCUCUCUGUAGAAAGUGUGGAUGUGUUAUCUAUAAAACAUUUCUCUCAUCUGUGAUAAACAUUCGACUGUGAUUCAAAGUAUUAUGUUUUUACUUCAAAUGCUGAUUCAUGAUUUUAUCUUUAUCCAAAAUUUUAUGUACAUAUUUUUUUGUAUAUUCACAAAUUCUUUUUGAAUAAAAAGUUAUUUUGAUA